Molecule: messenger RNA, 717 nt
Organism: Fusarium graminearum PH-1
Lineage: Eukaryota; Fungi; Ascomycota; Sordariomycetes; Hypocreales; Nectriaceae
Exons: 2
Source: RefSeq, a predicted model, not a curated record
AUGCAUCGCACAAUCUUUGUUCUAUGUGUGCCUCUCGUUUGCUUCCUAUUAGUCUCGACCAGUCUAUACCUGGGUCGCGAUCAUAUAACUCGACUCUCAGAAACAUACCUUCCUCUUUACGCACCCGGUCUUGCAACAACAUCUACAGAAAUAUCAUCCUCUCCCUCAAGUUCUACAUCAAUAUUAGCAUACACAGUUUACGCUGAGAAGCCAACUUCAUAUACAAACAUCGACUCUCCCACAUCAACAGCAUCAUCUUCUACUGCCUCAGCUACACCAACAAAAUCCGCCAUCCCCAUUGCAAAUGGUUCUGUCUUGUCUACCGAGCGCCUCACUCCUUACAUCCACGCCAUUCUCGAUCCCUUAUCCAAAGAACGACUGAGGUUACAAUGUCCUCCCUUGGAUACCAAGCGAUACAAGAGCCUUCAAAGCAACAAAAACACUCGCACAAACGACGACAAUGAGCAACCCAUUGAUUUUUACUUUGCCCUUAAUUUGCGCAAUGUCGUCAACCUUCUCCCCCGUCUCAUGGGUAGUAUUGUUGAAACAAUCAAGUACCUCGGGCCCGAGCGAUGCGCACUGUCAAUUGUCGAGGGCAAUUCCCCUGAUGGCACCGCCGAUGUUCUUGUCGCUUUACACCCGUUCUUGGAAGAAUUGGGCAUAAAAUAUUUUUACAACAACUCGGCCAUCAAUCCGUCUAAAGGACCACGCAUUCGU